AUGGAAAAUAACCAAUCGAACAAUGGAAGCAGUGGAAAUGCUGCUCUAAACAAAGGAGGUCGUUACGUUCCACCGCAUCUUCGCGGGGGAGACGGAGCAUCAGGAGGUGAUGAUCGCCGCGGUGGCUCAAGCGGUGGCGGUGGCUUCCGUCGUGGAGGUGGUAACAGCGGUGGAAAUGACAGAGGAUACAACGAUAACCGCGGAAAUGGAGGUUACAGCGGAGGAAGAGAUCGUGGUUACGAAGAUCGCGGUUACAAUAACGGCGGUGGCAACCGUGGAUACAACAACCGCGGAGACAGUAACCGCAGUGACAGUCGUGGUGGUGAUGGUGGCCGCGGAGGUUACAAUCGUCAAGAUAGAGGGGACGGUGGAAGCUUCAACCGUGGAUACAACAACCGUGACGGCGGAUACGACAAUAGAGGAUCGGGGCGAUCAUACAGUGACCGCCGCGAGAAUGGAGGAGAUUCUCAAAAUACUCGUUGGAAUAAUCUCGAUGCUCCAAGCAGAAGCGAGCGCGGAUCUUCGAAAUGGGAGAAUCGCGGUCCAAGAGACGAGCGCAUUGAGCAAGAGCUUUUCGCCGGCCAACUUUCGGGAAUCAACUUCGACAAAUACGAAGAAAUUCCGGUUGAGGCGACCGGAGAUGAUGUUCCGCAACCAAUCGGGCUUUUCUCGGACCUCAGUCUCCAUGAGUGGAUUGAAGACAAUAUCAAAACCGCCGGAUAUGAUAGACAACACCAGUUCAGAAAUGGUCCAGAUGCUGUGCAUCGAUCCGUCAUCAGUUCGGGAGGCAGAAAGAAGCAGUAUCCAAGUGCUUUAGUUCUCUCACCAACUCGUGAGCUGUCUCUUCAGAUCUAUAAUGAAUCUCGUAAGUUCGCUUACCGUACUCCAAUCACAUCGGCUCUUCUCUACGGAGGUCGCGAAAAUUACAAAGACCAGAUACACAAACUUCGGCUUGGUUGUCACAUACUCAUCGCAACUCCAGGUCGUUUACUCGACGUGAUGGAGCAAGGUCUCAUUGGACUCGAAGGAUGUCGUUAUUUGGUUCUCGACGAGGCCGAUCGUAUGUUGGAUAUGGGUUUCGAGCCACAGAUCAGACAGGUUGUCGAGUUCAACCGUAUGCCACCAAAGGAGGAGCGUGUUACUGCUAUGUUCUCAGCUACUUUCCCGAAGGAAAUUCAGCUUCUUGCUCAAGAUUUCUUGAAACAAAAUUACGUUUUCUUGGCUGUCGGAAGAGUAGGAUCGACUUCCGAAAAUAUUAUGCAGAAAAUCGUUUGGGUCGAAGAAGACGAAAAACGGUCAUAUUUGAUGGAUCUUCUCGAUGCCACUGGCGACAGCUCUUUGACUCUUGUCUUUGUUGAAACCAAACGUGGAGCUUCUGAUUUGGCUUACUAUUUGAAUCGCCAGAAUUACCAAGUUGUGACAAUUCAUGGAGAUCUGAAACAGUUCGAAAGAGAGAAACAUCUUGAUCUUUUCAGAACCGGAACUGCUCCAAUUCUUGUUGCUACCGCAGUCGCCGCUCGUGGUCUGGAUAUUCCAAAUGUUAAGCAUGUCAUCAACUACGAUCUCCCAUCUGAUGUUGAUGAGUACGUUCAUCGUAUCGGACGUACCGGUCGUGUCGGAAACGUUGGAUUAGCUACCUCCUUCUUCAACGACAAGAAUAGAAAUAUUGCUCGAGAGCUGAUGGAUCUCAUUGUGGAGGCUAAUCAAGAGCUCCCUGACUGGCUCGAAGGAAUGUCUGGAGACAUGAGAAACGGAGGAGGAUAUCGUGGUCGCGGUGGACGUGGAAACGGACAACGAUUCGGAGGCCGCGAUCAUCGUUACCAAAACGGAGGAGGUAACAAUGGAGGUGGAAACGGCGGAUUCGGAGGACAACGUUCCGGAGGUGGCGGUGGAUUCCAAUCCAGUGGUGGACGACAGCAUCAGCCGCAGCGCGCUCAACCAGCACAAGAUUGGUGGAGUUAA
Molecule: messenger RNA, 1962 nt
Organism: Caenorhabditis briggsae
Lineage: Eukaryota; Metazoa; Nematoda; Chromadorea; Rhabditida; Rhabditidae
Gene: Cbr-laf-1
Product: Protein CBR-LAF-1
Exons: 7
Coding region: 1-1962 (653 amino acids)
Biological process (GO): gamete generation; cell differentiation
Cellular component (GO): P granule; nucleus
Molecular function (GO): ATP binding; RNA helicase activity; RNA binding
Source: RefSeq, a predicted model, not a curated record